AUGAAAACUACAAUAUUAGCCUCUGUUGUGGCUGCGUCGUUAUUUCUAGUAUCGUUCUUAAUAGGAUUCUUAAUCUUCCAAUGCGUAAGAAGAGUUAAGACCAGGGGUAGCGACCCGGAGCUUUCAAGCACGCGCUGUCGCGAGUUUUCUUUCGCGGAGAUAAGAGCCGCCACCAACAACUUCGACGAGCGAUUAAUCGUGGGCAGAGGAGGGUUCGGAAACGUGUACAAAGGACAAAUCGACACGUGUCACGAACCAGUGGCCAUCAAGCGACUCAAGCCGGGUUCGGACCAGGGCGCGCACGAAUUCCAAACCGAGAUCAGGAUGCUCUCGCGGUUCCGCCACGCGCACUUGGUUUCCCUCAUUGGGUACUGCAACGACGGUGGAGAAAUGAUCCUCGUCUAUGAUUUCAUGGAGCGUGGGACCCUCCGCGACCACUUGUACGGCUCGGAGCAGGCGCUGUCGUGGGAGCGGCGGCUGAAGAUCUGCCUGGAGGCAGCAUGUGGGCUUGACUUCCUCCACAAUGGGUCGGACCAGCAGAGCAUCAUCCACCGCGAUGUGAAAAGCACGAACAUCUUGCUGGACAAGGAUUGGGUGGCCAAGGUGUCGGAUUUUGGUUUGUCGAAAGUAGGACCUAAUGCAUCCCACGUGACAACUGAAGUGAAAGGUAGUAUCGGAUAUUUAGAUCCUGAGUAUUACAUGAGUCUUUGGUUGACUCAGAAAUCCGAUGUCUACUCUUUUGGUGUAGUUUUACUUGAGGUAUUGUGUGGAAGGCCACCCAUAGAAAGUAAGGUGGAGAAGCAGAAGCAGCGAGAAUUCUUGGUAUUGUGGGUGAAGCGGUGUUUUCAUGAUGGGAAUGUGGAUGAGAUUGUGGAUCCUGUUUUGAAAGAUACUUUACGACCCAAGUGUUUGAAGAAGUUCCUAGAGAUUGCGCUGAGUUGUUUGAAUGAUCAUGGGAACGAUCGGCCUUUGAUGAGAGACGUGGUGAAGGGGUUGAAGUAUGCCUUGAAUUUGCAACUGUGUUAUACGCAAGGUGAAAGGGAAAUCGGCUUGACCCAAAUGGAACGUCAUGGUGAAUUUGACGACAACUUUGCUUCUAGCAGCAGUAAGGCUACGAUAUGCAAGGAGGAGGAACAAGCCUUGGUGCACGGCAUGUUCCCUGAGCUUGGAAAUCAAAUAGCACGAUAA
Molecule: messenger RNA, 1188 nt
Organism: Sphenostylis stenocarpa
Lineage: Eukaryota; Viridiplantae; Streptophyta; Magnoliopsida; Fabales; Fabaceae
Source: the annotation of a GenBank genome assembly